Messenger RNA from Drosophila arizonae, 1361 nucleotides. RefSeq lists its product as uncharacterized. Gene Ontology annotation, molecular function: RNA polymerase II cis-regulatory region sequence-specific DNA binding; zinc ion binding; DNA-binding transcription factor activity, RNA polymerase II-specific. Gene Ontology annotation, biological process: regulation of transcription by RNA polymerase II. NCBI's taxonomy places the organism in Eukaryota, Metazoa, Arthropoda, Insecta, Diptera, Drosophilidae. Gene Ontology annotation, cellular component: nucleus. The record is from RefSeq and is a predicted model, not a curated record.
GCCAACAUCGGCGUCGUCGGCAUCAGCGAGCAGCGCUGCAGCGGGCACGCCCAUGUAUGGGCAUCAGGGAGGCGGCACAGCCGUUGCACCACCGCCACCGCCGCCGCCACCGCACCAUGCCUAUACGGUGCAUCAUCCGGGCGGCUAUCCGCACGGACAUCCGCAUGCGCAUCCGCAUCCGCACGAGCACUUCGACUCGUACAUCUCGAAGCUGCAGUCGCUGUGCGUACCGCCCGACGUCUACGCUCUGCCCGAUGAUGGCGGACGACCCGUCUACAACUCCGUAAAGCCGAGCAUGCACCAGGACUACGGCAAGCUGAUGCCCACGCCCAUUUAAGGCGUGUUCGGGUUGCGUCCGUGUGUACAUAAUACCAUAAGUAAAUUGCACUGAUCAUGAAUCAUUGUGAUUCAUAAUGAUUCAAUCUACAUAGUAAAUGAGUUUUUCAGUUUGGAUCAUGGUUGGUGAGUCAUGAAUCAUUUGGCAACUAUGGGUUAUGAAUCAAUUUUGAUCAUCAAAUUACUUCCUGGUUGAGUUUAGCUGAGGGAAUGCAACAUUUAAUCAAUAAUGAAUCGAUUAAGUUGUGCAUUUCUAACAUAAUUUUUGCAUUGGAAUCAUCAGCUUCAGAAGCUAUCAGUCUUGAAAUCAUCCAAAUCAUUGUGAAUUGUUAAUCAAAAUUAAUAUAAUGCAACUUGAGUGCAAUGAAUCAUUACUUAUGCAUCAUGAGAAGUGAAUCAAUAAUCAUGAAUUACAAGCUAUGAGCCAUGAGCUAUGAAUUAGGAGCUAUAAACUAGGAGUUAUGAGUCACGUGUUGCAUGAUUCAUGAUUCAUGAAGUGUGAUUCGUGAAUCGUAGCUUGGAGUCCCUGACUUGCACAAGAAAUUAACUCAGACUCAUGCAAAUCAUCAGCAAUUUUUGACUGAUGUAUCACGAAUCAAAGGCUAUGAAUCAUAAAAUUCGAUACUGCCUCCUGAAAAUCUAUAAUUUUGUUGUAAUUUAUGAUGCAAUUGUUCACUUGAAUCUUUACUAACAUACACAAAUCAUGAUUAUAUUCAAUCGAAUCCAAUGAUUUCUGAUUGAAUCUGUGUAAGCCGAUAAGAUAAGACACAUUAUAGAUAUAGGUAACGUAUAGAGAUGUUGAGAGACGUUAAGUAUAGCGUAGAUUGAGCUGUUCCACGUUUAUGUCCUAGGCGCUUCAUCGUGUUGAUAAAUUGUAUAAAUAUGCUAGCAAAACUAAAAUCUAAACUAAAACUAAAACAAAACUAAAUAUAAAUAUAAAUGUGUUGUAUUUUUUUUUUAUUAGUAACCGUAUCUGUAUCUGUAUCAAAUACUAACUAGCAGUUAAAUAUAGUAGAAGUACAUUU